GAUAUCAACGGCUUUUGCGCGCGGCCCGACAUUUUCCAGGAGGUGGUCGAUGUCUUUGCCGCGCGCUACCGCGGCAAGAUCGACUCGAUUGGCGGCUUCGACGCCCGCGGUUUUGUCCUCGGCCCGCCCAUAGCCCUGGCCUUAAAGGUGCCCUUUUUCAUGCUGCGCAAGCCGGGCAAGAUGCCCAACGCCAUCGGCUCGGGUGGGUAUGCUGUGGAGUAUGGCAAGCGGGAUGACCCGAAGAACAAGUCGACCGUCGUCAAGCCGGGCGACCGGGUGCUGCUGGUGGAUGACCUGGUUGCGACGGGUGGGACGCUCUCCUCGGGCGUGGAGCUGGUGCGCGCGAUGGGCGCCACCGUCGUCGAGUGCGCGUGCGUGGUCGAGCUC
Molecule: messenger RNA, 387 nt
Organism: Emiliania huxleyi CCMP1516
Lineage: Eukaryota; Haptophyta; Isochrysidales; Noelaerhabdaceae
Exons: 5
Molecular function (GO): adenine phosphoribosyltransferase activity
Source: RefSeq, a predicted model, not a curated record